Molecule: messenger RNA, 318 nt
Organism: Rangifer tarandus platyrhynchus (Svalbard reindeer)
Lineage: Eukaryota; Metazoa; Chordata; Mammalia; Artiodactyla; Cervidae
Source: the annotation of a GenBank genome assembly
AUGCCUGAGAUGACAGUGGCCGACUCUGCUACCCGCCCGCCCGGACCACAAAGAGGAUUCAACGCGCCGCAUCCCGUCACCAGGGCAACUCUGCAAUCCGACACCGAGGCGCAGGUCCCGCAUCCCGAGCCGCCGGCCGCAGGACCGAAGCGUUUCGCCGCCCGGACGCGGGGACUCCGAGGCGCCCCAGAGGCCGCCGUCCCGGGGGUACCGAGAGCGGCGAGGGAGACGCCCCGUGCGCAGACCGCGGGUCCGAGGCUCGGCCACUCUCAGCCGCCCGCCGCACGCAGACCUCGCCGGCCGCACGUGGCGCCGUGA